GCGUGCCCGUAAGACUUUUUAUAUUAGUAUAGUGUCGUAAAAUACAAUUUGGUUUAUCUACAUCGAAGGAUCACACAUAGCGAAGCAAUUUACUCACACAAGUCGGAGUAUCCACGUGUGCAAAUAGGUAAUGGUAAUAAUGGUUCUGCACACUUGACUUAUAAGCGCAAUGUUGAGUAAAUAUUUACAAGUACUAUUAGUCUAUUUACUGAUUGAAGCUGAUGUUUGACAUCAAACAUUAAAUAAUUAAAAGUGUAUGACAAAGUAAUAAAAAAUUAAUUUUUACAUUGGAAUUUAUGUAAGCAAGCCGGUAAAAACAUCCGGACAAUUGCCGCGUAUUUGGAAUUCAAAAUCUAAAUUUAAAUAAUGACAAGACUUAGUAAAAACGAGCUGAGAUUUUAUUUCAUCGCCUGGACAUGCGGGAUUUUGUACUCGCUGUACCACGUGUAUUUAGCCGGACGAUAUAUCAGUACUGGCCACGGGAGUUACUAUGACUUUGCUGUAGGAUGGAGCUGGAUAAAAAGGAGACAAGAUAUUUCUGAUGGAGAGUGGUGGAGUUUUAUACCGCUUAUUAAAAAACUAGUGCCUUGGAUUGCUGUGCAAUUGUUAAUUAGUCAUUUUAUAAAAUAUAAAAAAUUUAAUAGUACGGUUUUAUGUGGCUGGUACAUUACAGUAACCGCAACAUUUUUAUGGACACAACUUGGAUUUUCAGGAGUUCUUUUAUUCUUAAUCCAGCCUUCGGUGGUAUGCCUGCUGAUAGCAAUCCGCAACUUACCCCUAAUUUACUUCGUAAAACUAGGAACAUUGUAUUUAUACCAAUAUGAUCCUCUGAUGAAUUUAGUCUGGAACGACUGGCUGCAGGUCGACCAAGAAUGGCAAUACCUCUUAACAGUAACAAUUUUCUGGAUUCAGUUACGGAGUAUCAGCUGCUCUGUAGACAAUGUCUCGCGGUACCAGCACAAAAAUCUCAGUAGUUUCUUCAAAAACUUCAUCGAGAUCACCGCGUACUGCCUAUACCUGCCAACUAUGUUCACUGGUCCGUUUUUCCUCUACUCAGACUUCCGUAAAAGUCUCAGCGGGUCAGAAAAGUGGACAGUGCAUCGCCUGGGUGUCACUGUUUUCAAUUUAUUGAGAUACACUUUCUGGCUGCUGGUCACCGAGCUGAUGAUGCAUUUCCUGUACACCAGCGCGUUGAAGAGUUACCCAGAACGAGUAGGUGCGCUCAACGCCUGGGCCUUCUACGGGUUUGGUUACUCCAUGGGCCAAUACUUCUGUAACAAGUACAUUGUCGUUUACGGACUCGCUGGUGAGUUUAGCCGUGCUGAUGAUAUUGAUGCUCCUCCACCGCCUAAAUGUAUCGGAAGAGUCCAUCUGUAUUCUGAAAUGUGGAAGCACUUUGAUCGUGGACUAUAUCAAUUUCUCGUCAAGUACAUUUACGGACCAAUAGCGCAGUAUAAUUUUCCUUUGAAGAAAUUCUUCGCUUCCUUCCUGACAUUCAGCUUCAUCUACGUCUGGCACGGACUCGCUCAAUAUGUUUUCAUUUGGUCGCUACUUAAUUUCAUUGGAAUAACUAUCGAAAGCAUAGCUCGUUACAUAGGAACCUCUUCAGUCUAUAAUUAUUAUUUGAAUAAAUACUUGUCACCGAAAAACGCAAGGAGGUUCCAUUGCCUGAUUGCUUCUCCGUUGCUUUCGAUGUCUGCCAUUUCUAACUUUUAUUUCUUCGGUGGAAUGGCUAUUGGUAAUUUAUUCACCUUCCGAUUCUUCCAAGAUUCCUGGAUUACUAUUUGCACCAGAAUAUUUUUCUCAUACUGUUGCUGUCAAGUUUCAACGGAAUUAAAAAUUUUAGAAACUAUUAAAUCAAAAAAUAAAUUAAUUACAAAUUAAUUGUUAUUUAUUAAAGUUAUAAGACAAUCAAAUUUAAAAUGUUGAUAAAUGAAUUUAUUUUAAAGAAAUAAACAUAAGUUAUGUUGGAGAAGA
Molecule: messenger RNA, 1977 nt
Organism: Cotesia glomerata
Lineage: Eukaryota; Metazoa; Arthropoda; Insecta; Hymenoptera; Braconidae
Product: protein-cysteine N-palmitoyltransferase Rasp-like
Exons: 5
Coding region: 367-1884 (505 amino acids)
Biological process (GO): protein palmitoylation
Cellular component (GO): endoplasmic reticulum
Molecular function (GO): palmitoyltransferase activity
Source: RefSeq, a predicted model, not a curated record